Molecule: messenger RNA, 690 nt
Organism: Pieris macdunnoughi
Lineage: Eukaryota; Metazoa; Arthropoda; Insecta; Lepidoptera; Pieridae
Source: the annotation of a GenBank genome assembly
AUGGCAGCUGAAGCUUUAGUUCCACUGGAAUCCAAUCCUGAUGUUAUCAACAAGUUUCUUCAGAAACAUGGAGUUUCUACAAAAUGGAAUAUUGUAGACGUGAUGGGGCUUGAACCUGAGAUGUUAUCUUGGGUCCCCAGCCCUUCCGUAGCUGUGACUCUUUUGUUUCCUUUGUCGGAAGCUUAUGAAGAAUAUAAAAGAAAUGAAGAAGCAGAAAUUCUUUCCAAAGGUCAAGAAGUGUCAAAACAUUUAUUUUAUAUGAAACAAAAUAUCAGCAAUGCAUGUGGCACAAUUGCUGUCAUCCAUGCUGUUGCAAAUAAUACUGAUAAGAUUGAAAUUGCUGAUGGUCACUUGAAAAAGUUUCUUGAAUCAGCUAAGGACUUGGAUCCUACAGCUCGCAGUACAUUGUUCAAUAACAGUGAAGGUAUAAUCAAUGCUCACAAAGAACUAGCACAGGAAGGUCAAACUCAAGCCAAUCCUGAUGAACCUGUAAAUCAUCACUUCAUAACUUUUGUACACAAGGAUGGUGCAUUGUAUGAAUUGGAUGGCCGUAAAGCUUUUCCUAUCAAUCAUGGCCCUACAUCUCCAGAGACAUUUCUGGAAGAUGCUGCCAAAGUUUGUAAGGAAUUCAUGGCAAGAGAUCCCAAUGAGGUGCGAUUUACUGUAAUGGCACUAGCUGCUACGGAAUAA